This is a messenger RNA of Trichomycterus rosablanca, 2094 nucleotides long. RefSeq names its product sorting nexin family member 21 (gene snx21). Gene Ontology annotation, biological process: protein transport. Gene Ontology annotation, molecular function: phosphatidylinositol phosphate binding; protein binding. Lineage: Eukaryota; Metazoa; Chordata; Actinopteri; Siluriformes; Trichomycteridae. Bases 119 to 1249 code for a protein of 376 amino acids. Gene Ontology annotation, cellular component: early endosome membrane. The transcript is spliced from 4 exons. The record is from RefSeq and is a predicted model, not a curated record.
ACUCCUUAAAUCCUGCCCUUCUGCGCUGCAAUGCCUCUUCAUGACUUUUAUACAAUUCCCGGUGUGAAUAUGAACGUAUAUUGUCUUUAUUCCUGAUAUUUACUUGAGGACUGUUCUGAUGGCAUCUAAGCUCCUGGACAGACUUCGCCGCUCGUUCUUUAAAGAAGGAGAGCUGCCGGCAGACUCGGACGGCGCCGACGACUUCCCGGAAAGCUCUGAACUCGAGGAUGAUACAGACUGCGUCUCGGCCAGGCUCAGUGGAACCCUCUGCUUCGAAGGUGAUGGAGUCUUGGAAUCUGAAGAUGCGGGAGAAACGUCUGGUCCAGACAGUGAUUCAGACUGUUUUGUGGAGUCUUUUGAUAAUGCAUGCAGCAGCACAGAUAUAAGCCCUGUAGGUCCUUCUCAGAAGGGCUCCGGUAUGCUCACCAAACAGUUACAAGAGAGUUGGCGAAAUCUGCGCAACCGCUGUGUGGUGGAAAAGCUUGUGUUUGAGGUGACUGAUGCCAGCGUAGUACACGAGGCCAACUCCAAAUAUGUGCUUUACACCAUUCAAGUCAUCCAGUCCAGCACAUUCGACAAAACACCUGCAGUCAUCGCCCGCCGUUACACCGACUUCGAGCGGCUGCACAACCUCCUGCGCAGGCGGCAUCGCGUAGACAUGGAGGGCGUCCACUUCCCGCGCAAGAAGCUGCGCCGCAACUUUGCGGCCGAGACCAUCGGCAAGCGAAGCCGAGCCUUCGAGCAGUACCUUUCUCACCUGCACUCUCUAGCCGAGGUACGCACUUCACCCGCCUUUCUGGAGUUCUUCUACCUGGGUGAGCUUCGCGGAGGGCAGACCCUGGUAUGCGCCGGCCGCUACGGGGAAGCACUGAAUACCCUGCUCAAUGCACUCUAUCUACAGGAAAAGCUGGACUCACCAUAUGAGACUCACCUCCUGUUCACACUCUCAGCCUUGACAGGUUGCUGCCAAGAGUUGGACAGGCUGAGUGAUGCGCAGGAUCAUUGCGAACGCGCGCUGAACAAACUGGCGCCCUCGACGGAGAUGCAAAAGAAACAGAAAAAGCAGCUUCACCCACUGCUGGUGCCACUUCUGCAGGCCAACGUCAGGCUCUGCUGGAAGAUCGCCAAGGACAAGCGGCGCUGGGAGGCUCUGCUGAAUGAGAUCCAGGAGCUGGGCGUGGACAUCGAAAAUCAGCCCGAUUUAAAGGAGUAUGUUGUGAAAGAGAAUCUUUUGGAAAACGAGGGGUAGUUCCGGGUCAUCUAGAUAGCAUCUAAAUUAAGAGGGCAUUAGAGAAUAAGGACAGCAGUAGAUAUUAGCCUAACAAAGGGAUUUUUGAUGUAUAGAACCUGUGGAAAUAUCACUAACCCACUUUAUUUGCAGAAGAUAAUCAUAUUUUUGGAAUUUCAUGACGUUCACCAGCAUUUUUACCGUUUCAUGUUUUGCACAAAAAACUGUAAAUAUUAUUACACUUACAAAUAUAAAACUAUAUAUAAAAAUUUAAAUUGCUUUAAAUAUAAACACAGCCUUAGGAGAGGUAUAUUUUUAUAAAAGAGUGCAUUUAAUUACAUGAAACUCACCGGUAAAGGGCAUUUUAUAUUGAAAUUAAAGGGAACGAGAAUUUAGGGGAUUAUUUUAAGAUAGAAUUUUAACAGAUUUUAACUAUUUUUAUCUAUAGAAUAGCAUGUGUACUACAAAAAGUACUGCAAAAAUUGUAUAAUUUCAUCACGCUACAUAUCGAGUGUUUAUUAUCUAUUUAUUUAUAAUUUAGAGAAAAUCAUUUGUAAUAAAAUAUUCCUUUUUUAGACCGUCUAGCUACCCUCCCAUCCUCCUAAACUAAUCCAGGAAUAUAAACUGCAUAAUGUUGCUCACGUAAUAUUUUUUAAGUUUCAUUUACUGCACUGUUUAUUGUUUGCACAUUUACAGAAAUAUAGCACUACUAUUUACAGAAUCCUUAUCAGUAAUGUAUUGGAGGAAGAAUUUGGUUCAUUUUGCACUCUGUAGAUAUGUUGUGUAGUUAUUAUGCAUGCCGUUCUAUCAUUUGACAUGUUCUAUUUUCAUUUAAAGAUAUGCCACAUUUCCAGGUUUUAAUAAAA